AUGACCACUGUGUCUUCCACUAUGCAUCAAAACCACAUUUGGCAACGAGUCAUCGCCCUCAAAGGCCGUUUCCCCAAAAAGCCGGCUCUACCAGCACCAGUUGCCCCAACGCCAUAUAUCCUAAGCAUCCCAACCGAAUUACUCGAGGAAAUCAUCAAACAUCUUGAUCUUCACGGCGAAUUCAUGUUCUCGCAAACCUGCCAGACGGCUCGGAUCCUCACUCAGAAAGACUGGAAAGAUGCGCUGCUCAAACUUCCCGACCCUGACAAACUUCUUUUCUGGGCCCGGGUGGCCUACAGACUACCCAAUCAGUGGGCAUGCGCGCGCUGCUGUAAACUUCACGAAACGGACCAUUGGGACACGCCCCGAAGUCAACGACUGCCACGAUGCCAGCGUGGAGAGACCCUCGACACCCUCGACCGAUGCUACAAGCUUCGACACACCCAUGUCGACCUUGCGCUCAAAUUUAGACGGAUGGGUGUCAACACAAGCUACCUCAGGGAGAUCCUGGCGCCUUGCGAAUACAUAGCAAACCGCGAAGCUGGGUCCUGGAAGCCCGGGGUGCCAGACAAGAUCCUCCACGUGCCGAGGGUUGUUCGUGGCAGAUUCUGUCUAAAAGUAGUAAAAGAAUUUCACGAUCUGAACUCGCCUUACGAGAUUCGCACGUUCAAAGUGUGCCGACACCAGCUGUUCCCAUGGUGGCAUUGGAGUUUCGAUUACUUUGGGCUGUUUGGACAACACGUUGAUCAGGCGUGGCAUCAGCCGGGGAAUGUGUAUGACGGCUACUGCAAGUGGUGCCCAAUGGACUACUCCGUCGUGCGCGAGGAGGGCAUGUUGCGCAUGACAUUCUGGUAUGACUAUGGCACGGGCAAAUCCGCGAGAGAUUUGGAAUGGAUGAUACACGUCGGUGACGAGGUUUACAACAACGCCAUUGAACUCACCACCAAAUACCAUGAGCCUGGAAGCAUUCGGGAGCUGUUUCAUCAGGGAUCAUUGAAUCAUAUGGUGCGAGGUUUGACAAGCAUGUUGAUACGCCAUCCAAGGAAAUUUUGCAGGAGGGCACGCAAGGUGAGGGCGGCACACAAGGCAGCAGAAGCAGCAGCUCGAUGA
Messenger RNA from Colletotrichum orchidophilum, 1110 nucleotides. RefSeq lists its product as uncharacterized. Lineage: Eukaryota; Fungi; Ascomycota; Sordariomycetes; Glomerellales; Glomerellaceae. The coding region runs from base 1 to 1110 and encodes 369 amino acids. The transcript has a single exon. The record is from RefSeq and is a predicted model, not a curated record. Gene Ontology annotation, molecular function: protein binding.